AAAAUGAAUCUCUAAUGGCAACACUUUUUAUGCAAUUUAAUUGCAAUUUCGAGAAAAUGUUUCUGGUUUUCCUGCCGCAAUUAAAGCAUAAUUUUUCUUUUGUUCUGUGAUUUGAAUUGUGUGCUCGAAAUUAUUGCUGCUGUGUCAGUUUUUUUUUCUACUUCCAACCAAAAAUAAUUUGAGGGGUAAGAAUACCAAAAAAAAAAAAAAAAAAAAUAUGCCACAACUUGAAAUACGAACCAAUCUUCAUUUAUCACAAAUUCCUGUGGAUUUUAAUGAAAAAACAACAAAUUUAUUGGCCGAAAUUCAGAAUAAACCAUCAUCGAUGACAUUGAUAUCUGUACUACCAAAUCAAUUGAUAACAUUUGGUGGAACCAAUGAACCUUGUGCAUUAGUAUCACUACAAUCGAUUGGUAAUAUAUCAGCUGAUGAAAAUCGUGAAUCAUGUCGUAGAAUUUUUGAUCAUUUACAAAAUGAAUUAAACAUUUCCAGUAAACGUGUAUUUAUCAAUUAUAUUGAUUUAGCAGCUUAUAAUGUUGCUUGGAAUGGUCGAAUUUAUGAGGAUAUUUUUGCUGAUAAUAAUCCAUCAAUGGAUGAAAACGAUGAUAAACAAGUUGAACAACCUAAUGAUGAUGAUGGUGGUGAUCAAUCGGAAUUGAAAACCGAUGAACCAAUGGCGGAAACCACGGCAGAAUCCGAAGAAAUGGCUAACGAAGAAUAAACAUUGUUGAUUAUUUAAAUUAAAUUAAAUUGUGUUAAUCUAAUUAUAAUAGAUUGUAUUGUAUUGGUUAAUAAAUUGAACAAAUUUAGAUAC
Messenger RNA from Dermatophagoides farinae (American house dust mite), 814 nucleotides. Its product is annotated as macrophage migration inhibitory factor-like. Gene Ontology annotation, molecular function: phenylpyruvate tautomerase activity. The record is from RefSeq and is a predicted model, not a curated record. NCBI's taxonomy places the organism in Eukaryota, Metazoa, Arthropoda, Arachnida, Sarcoptiformes, Pyroglyphidae.